CACGCAAAGCAGCAGCGACUAUGGCAGCGAAGGCAGGCAAGAUCUUCUCGGGCGAAGACAGCGAGUCCGAGGAAGAGGAAGAAGAUGAGCCCAUGUGGGUACCGACGAUCGCGCCGAGAGCGCCCGUCCUAGAGAAGGCGCCGGUACCUCCUGCGUCGCCCGCGACCGUGGCCGCCCCGACUAUCGCCACCGACGACGACGCGCCCACCGAGGUUCCAAUCACGCUGACCCAGCCAGCGCCGUCCCCGAUCGAGAUUCCGGCCUCGGCCCAAGCCACACCGCUGGCCUCGCCACUGCAACCUGUGCCGGACGAGCACGAUGUCUGGCGACAAGCUUUGACCAGCCCUUUUACCGAGGUCGACGGCAUGAACAAGAUGAGCUUGGCGGCGGCGAGCAAGCUCCAGAGCGUUUUGGACGGCACGCUCGAGCAGAUCCGCGAGCUCGUCGAAAGCCAAGAGCACUUGCUGAAUGUCGUCUCGGAGCGCAACGGCAAGAUCAUGCGCAACGCCAAGAUCGCGGGUGUCGAGCAGACCAUGUCGCAGGUGCCCAUCUACUUUCAAAAAGUGGUGGCGAUGAAGAGUCGCAUGGGCGACAUCACCGCGUCGAUCGAGCGCAUGAAGAAGCAAGCCGAGUACCUCCAGGUCGAGGCGCAGUCGCGGGCGAUCGCGAAAGAGGACCGUCGCGACAAGAUGUCGCAGUGGAACAAGCUCUUGUCGGCCAAGCCCUCGGACGACCUCCAGCGCAAGAUGGACGAAGGCGCGACGCUCGGUCGUAAUGGUGUGCUCUGGCGGCUCUGGCGACUGGAGUACCUCAUGUAG
Messenger RNA from Saprolegnia parasitica CBS 223.65, 818 nucleotides. RefSeq lists its product as hypothetical. Gene Ontology annotation, cellular component: extrinsic component of membrane; BLOC-1 complex; transport vesicle. The transcript has 5 exons. Bases 21 to 818 code for a protein of 265 amino acids. NCBI's taxonomy places the organism in Eukaryota, Oomycota, Saprolegniomycetes, Saprolegniales, Saprolegniaceae. The record is from RefSeq and is a predicted model, not a curated record. Gene Ontology annotation, biological process: intracellular transport.